AUGGCCUUGUACUUGAUGACCACUGAAGCUACCAACGCUAUCACUGCCUUGGAUAAGAAGCAACUCAACAUGGUGAUCAUGUCUGUGAACGAGAAGAGCGCUGGAAUUGAGUUGCUCAAGACAGAGAAGAAGGCAUCACUUGAUGAGCUGCUCGCCGAGCUGCCAGAGAACGAGUGCAGAUUCAUCAUUUACAGCUGGGAGCACAUGAGAAAGGAUGUCAAGACCGUCAAGGACUUCUUCUUCAGAUGGACUCCAAAUGGAGCACCAGAGCAACAGAAGCUUAGAUAUAAGGAGGCCGAGAGCUCCCUGCAGUACAAGCUCAGCAGCAAGUUCAACCGUGUUGCCAGAAGCAAGGCUGACUUCUCCGACGAGGAGUUGAGAAAGAUCGGUGCCUGGUAA
Acytostelium subglobosum LB1 is the source of this 399-nucleotide messenger RNA. RefSeq lists its product as hypothetical. Lineage: Eukaryota; Evosea; Eumycetozoa; Acytosteliales; Acytosteliaceae. Bases 1 to 399 code for a protein of 132 amino acids. The transcript has 2 exons. Gene Ontology annotation, molecular function: actin binding. The record is from RefSeq and is a predicted model, not a curated record.